CGGCAAUGGCGGUGGUGGUGAGGUUUGUGUGUUGUGUGUGGUGAUUUGUGCUCUUCAUUUUUGGAAUAUCCGAUAUGAUUAUUUUAAUUCGGUGAGACUGGGAUACUUCGUACAUUGGGAUUGUUCUACAUGAAGCAUGAACUGUCAAGUGGAUAAGACUUCAAGUAACUCGUCUUCGAAAACUAAGGAUGGAGUUACGAUGAGAGAAAAGAAGGGCGGAGCUCUAAGCCGGGUCCAGAAAUUGAAGAAACGUCUCAGCCACAGUUUUGGCCGACUCUCAAUAUCUAAGGAAGAGGUGGAAGAAUCCUCUACCCGCGCCUCGAAGCUGCCUUACAACGGCUACUCUGACGAGUUCCUGGAUAGGCUGGAGCCCAAUGGCAACAUCCCCACUGACAAGGACAUGCGAUACGGUUGGGACGGUCUCGGGGACCACGACCGGGUUCAGCGCCAGCUGUCGGUGUCCAGCGACUCCAAACUUCUGGACGAAGACAUCCGGGAGGAGGCGCGGGUCAUCCUCAGGCCCAAGAAACCUCCGCGGCCGAAGUCCGAAGUGUUCCUCAACAAGGAACAGCACAGGCGGACCAAGAGGUACUCCGCGUUUGGGGGUGAUUCGCCUUUUGGCAAGUCUGAAGCUUAUAUCAAAUUGGAGCAGCUUGGAGAGGGAUCCUACGCAACUGUUUUCAAAGGUUAUAGCAACUUAACUAACCAAGUGGUGGCCUUAAAGGAGAUAAGACUUCAGGAGGAGGAAGGUGCCCCCUUCACUGCCAUUCGUGAAGCCUCACUGCUCAAAGAAUUAAAGCAUGCCAACAUCGUCACUUUGCAUGACAUUGUACACACGCGAGAAACGCUCACCUUCGUCUUUGAAUAUGUGCACACUGACCUCUCGCAAUACAUGGAGAAGCACAGCGGGGGUUUGGAGCAUCGAAAUGUGAGGCUUUUCCUGUUCCAACUCCUCCGAGGCCUAGCAUAUUGUCACCGGCGGAGAGUCCUGCACAGGGACGUGAAACCACAAAACCUGCUCAUCAGUGAGAUGGGAGAACUCAAACUCGCAGAUUUUGGCCUUGCAAGAGCGAAGUCAGUACCUUCACAUACGUACUCGCAUGAAGUGGUGACAUUGUGGUAUCGCCCGCCAGAUGUUCUUCUGGGGAGCACCGAAUACUCAACGUCUCUAGACAUGUGGGGUGUAGGCUGUAUUUUUGUUGAAAUGAUCACCGGAGUGCCCACAUUUCCAGGUGUUCGUGAUACAUACGAUCAGCUCGACAAAAUAUUUAAGAUUCUAGGUACGCCAACAGAAGAAACAUGGCCUGGAGUCUCACAGCUACCGGUCUACAAACCACGCAAACUUCGUUUCUACCGAGGACAGAAACUGGGCUUGGCAUUCCCUCGCCUCUAUGACAUCAUGGAGGGAGAAAAUAUGGCCUCAGCGUUACUUCAACUGAAUGCAGAUGACAGAAUAGGAGCUGACGAGGCAUUGCACCACCGCUACUUCUCUCCUCUGCCACGUAAACUCUACGAAUUACCAGACGAGACAUCUAUCUUCAGUGUUGAAGGUGUGUUCUUGUACCCAGAGGGUCGGCCAUGUGCUGUCAAGACUUGAAAAUUUCCAAUAGAUAUAGCAUGUUUGUUACAACUAUACAGGAACGAAGCCCUGCAACUGUUGGAUGAUUCACAUCAACCACCCUGUUUGAUCAGCGGUGUUGUUCAUGAUAAAGAAUAUCCACUCAUCUUGUUGGAAAAUAGCAGCUCAGGGACAAUCAUUACAAUUUUACCAUCGGGACUGGAACAGGGGUUUUUAUGGGGGGGGGGAUUUUGCGUUUAUUUUGACCAACACUUACCACUCGCCACCCGCUUUUGCUCACGCUGAAACUUACUAUGACAUGACUCACAUUCGUGUUGAAACCUUUAUUUAUUUGAUAAAGGGGCAGUGGCGGAAUGCGAUAAAGGAAAGCCAAAGUUAGACGUAUUUUGGAAUGUUUUAUGCAAGGUCCAAAGGUGUAUCAUAUGCAGAACUGAUGAAUCCACGAUUCUGAGCCGUGUGCGAUAUCUGGAUUGUCUUUCAGGUUGCGAUAUUUUUUUGUGUGCUAGAAACUACAGAAGUGAUGUGACAAGAGUGUAUGGAAAAUUAUCAUUGAAGUAGGAGAAAGAAUGAAAACAUAAUUAGUUGAAAUAAUAAUAAUUUUAACCAAAAAGUAAUAUCUAGCGGUGCAUUAGAAAAUCAAAUUUAAAUCAUGGCUUUCAUUGAGAAGAAAGAAAGAAAUGUCCUUUUGCCAUAAUAAACUUUGCAUUGCUCUGCAUACUUAUUCAUUCCUUCCAGAGUGCUCAAUUAAUUAGUCACAGUUGAAGCUGCAUUAGUGAGCUGACUGAUUUAUUUCAUAAUGUAAGCCAUGUUGUUAUGCUAAGGUUCUCUCUUUAGCUCUCUGUAACAUUGAUUUUAUUUUGUUGUACCUUCUGGUUUUUUUUAAAAGCUGUACAUUAGUUAAUUAUUUUAUUUAAUUCGUUUCUUUGUAGUUAAAUUUUGAGGUGUUCAAGUAAAUCUUUAUUUCAUGUGGUCUGCCCCCUGAUGUCUACAGGAGCAGACAGCAAAUCCAGAGGAAUGAAACCUCUGAAUUCAUGUUCCCAGAGACGAGAGAAAAGCGGCCAGUAGAUGGAUUGUUAAUAUCCUGCUAUGUACGUAUCUCAUGAAAAGGAACAUUUGCUGUUCAGUUACUCAUCCUUUGUUCAAGGGGAUGUUGUAAUUCCUCUGUUUGUUUUGUUAUUUUUUAUUAAAUUUAGAUGCAUUUUUCUACACAUUGACAGUGUCUACGCUCCGAAAAUUUGGCACACAUGCAGCCGAUAGUUCUCUGUAUUUCAUAACUUUUGUUUACAACGAUUUACUUGCAGAAACAUUUUCAAAUAUUUUCAGAAGGCCAUAUUUAAAAUGGACCUGUAGAAAAAAUACUGAACAUACAAGUUUUUAUGUAUUCAUAAUGACUAUUUCUCAGAUUAUGAUCUGCUAUGUUGCAGCACCACAUGCUGGCAUUUAAACCCGUACUAGUUGUACACUGCAGCAGUGCUUAGAUGUCGCUGUACCACAUGUUUCUCACAUCAUUCUUUCAUUAUUAUAUAUUUUAGAAACCACUGAAGUGAAGUUUAUUAAAUUUUCAGGAGGUGUUACAAAAGUAUAAGCUUUCAUGCAGCAUAAUAUAUCACUCAUUUCCAUGACACACAUUGUACUAAGCAGCUGGGUUGGAGGUAGCAAAACAUUCCCUGUAGCUCCUGUGAAAUCAGUCAUCCAGAAGAAACAACCGUGGUAGUAAAAACUACAGUCUUUGCAAAUAUAAUGUUUUAGUUUUUUUUAAUGCUAGUGGGGUGGGACUAAGUCCCUU
Molecule: messenger RNA, 3365 nt
Organism: Cryptotermes secundus
Lineage: Eukaryota; Metazoa; Arthropoda; Insecta; Blattodea; Kalotermitidae
Gene: Eip63E
Product: cyclin-dependent kinase 14
Exons: 11
Coding region: 137-1597 (486 amino acids)
Biological process (GO): protein phosphorylation
Cellular component (GO): cytoplasm; nucleus; cytosol
Molecular function (GO): cyclin-dependent protein serine/threonine kinase activity; cyclin binding; ATP binding
Source: RefSeq, a predicted model, not a curated record